Cercocebus atys (sooty mangabey) is the source of this 3981-nucleotide messenger RNA. RefSeq names its product mahogunin ring finger 1, E3 ubiquitin protein ligase (gene MGRN1). The record is from RefSeq and is a predicted model, not a curated record. Lineage: Eukaryota; Metazoa; Chordata; Mammalia; Primates; Cercopithecidae. The transcript is spliced from 17 exons. Bases 196 to 1926 code for a protein of 576 amino acids. Gene Ontology annotation, cellular component: cytoplasm; nucleus; plasma membrane. Gene Ontology annotation, molecular function: ubiquitin protein ligase activity. Gene Ontology annotation, biological process: protein ubiquitination; negative regulation of G protein-coupled receptor signaling pathway; endosome to lysosome transport.
CGUCGGGCCGCCGUGGCGUCGGGCCCUGGGCCAAGCCGGGGGUGGGGGCUCGAGGCGCCUCCGCGGCCGUGGACGAGCGUCCGUGCGGCCUGGUCCGGGCCAUGUCCGUGUGAGGACCCUGCCGCCGCCGCCGCCGCCGCCGCCGCCGCUGCUUCCGUUUCGGCCCCUGGCCCCUGCCCGGCAGCGCCGCUCACCAUGGGCUCCAUUCUCAGCCGCCGCAUCGCGGGGGUGGAGGACAUCGACAUCCAGGCGAACUCGGCCUAUCGCUACCCUCCGAAGUCCGGAAACUACUUUGCUUCGCACUUUUUCAUGGGAGGAGAGAAAUUUGACACCCCCCACCCUGAAGGUUACCUCUUUGGAGAGAACAUGGACCUGAAUUUCCUGGGCAGCCGCCCAGUCCAGUUUCCCUACGUCACUCCUGCCCCUCACGAGCCCGUGAAGACGCUGCGGAGCCUGGUGAACAUCCGCAAAGACUCCCUCCGGCUGGUGAGGUACAAAGACGACGCUGACAGCCCCACCGAGGACGGCGACAAGCCCCGGGUGCUUUACAGCCUGGAGUUCACUUUCGACGCUGAUGCCCGUGUGGCCAUCACCAUCUACUGCCAGGCGUCGGAGGAGUUCCUGAACGGCAGGGCAGUAUACAGCCCCAAAAGCCCCUCACUACAGUCCGAGACCGUCCACUACAAGAGAGGGGUGAGCCAGCAGUUCUCCCUGCCCUCCUUCAAGAUCGACUUCUUGGAAUGGAAGGAUGACGAGCUGAACUUUGACCUGGACCGAGGCGUGUUUCCAGUGGUCAUCCAGGCUGUGGUAGACGAAGGAGAUGUGGUGGAAGUGACCGGCCAUGCCCACGUGCUCUUGGCCGCCUUUGAAAAGCACAUGGACGGCAGCUUCUCUGUGAAGCCUUUAAAGCAGAAGCAAAUCGUGGACCGGGUCAGCUACCUCCUGCAGGAGAUCUAUGGCAUCGAGAACAAGAACAACCAGGAGACCAAGCCCUCGGACGAUGAGAACAGUGACAACAGCAAUGAGUGUGUGGUGUGCCUGUCCGACCUGCGGGACACGCUGAUCCUGCCCUGCCGCCACCUGUGCCUCUGUACCUCCUGCGCUGACACGCUGCGCUACCAGGCCAACAACUGUCCCAUCUGCCGGCUGCCUUUCCGGGCCCUCCUGCAGAUCCGGGCGGUGCGGAAGAAGCCAGGAGCCCUGUCCCCCGUGUCCUUCAGCCCUGUCCUGGCCCAGAGCCUGGAGCACGAUGAGCACUCUUGUCCCUUUAAAAAAUCAAAGCCGCACCCCGCCUCCCUGACCAGCAAGAAACCUAAAAGGGAAACAAGCUCUGACAGCGUCCCACCUGGCUACGAGCCCAUCUCGCUGCUUGAGGCGCUCAACGGCCUCCGGGCUGUCUCCCCGGCCAUCCCCUCGGCCCCUCUUUAUGAAGAAAUCACCUAUUCAGGCAUCUCGGACGGCCUGUCCCAAGCCAGCUGUCCGCUCGCCGCUAUUGACCACAUCCUGGACAGCAGCCGCCAGAAGGGCAGGCCGCAGAGCAAGGCCCCCGACAGCACCUUGCGGUCCCCGUCUUCCCCCAUCCAUGAAGAGGAUGAGGAGAAGCUCUCUGAGGACGUGGACGCCCCUCCCCCACUGGGUGGUGCAGAACUGGCCCUGCGGGAAAGCAGCUCCCCUGAGAGUUUCAUAACAGAAGAGGUUGAUGAGUCGUCGUCACCAAAGCAAGGGACCCGAGCGCCUUCCAUUGAGAACGUCCUGCAGGACAGCAGCCCUGAGCGCUGUGGCCGAGGCCCACCUGCUGACAUCUACCUGCCAGGAUGGCCCACCUCCAUGGAGAUGGCCCACGGCCUCGGCACCACCAGCCCCACCUGGCCUCCACUUGGUGGCCCCAGCCCCGAUCCCAGCACCGCCGAGCUGACCCCACUCUGAGAGCCUGGCCGAACUGGCAGCAUGGAGUCCUCAGCUCCCCAGACUUUGCCGAGGGGCUGCCCCGGACCCCGGUGUUAGCCGGCCUCUCCUGUCUGCAUGCCCCCUGUGGCCACCAGGCUCCAAGGGGCCAUGGUGACCCUUGAUCAAAGAGCACAGUGGACUGUUCCCUCCAAGUCUCCCUUUUCUACAGUUGAUAUAUUUGUAACUGGUACAAGAUGAAGGACAGCAGCUUUCCAUCCCUCGUUCAGAGCCCUGGUUCCCCAGGGUCCCGCGGGCUGAGCGGCUGGGGCUGGGGCUGCCCACGUGCGGCCUGUGCUGGCUCUGCCUGCCCCCGCAACACUGGGGUCACUGCCCCAAGAACUCAGCAGACCUGCAGAAGAGAUUUACCAGUGGUUGAAGCACUGUCUUCACAGAUGUUCAGGGGCAGUGGGGGGCUCCAGGCACGGUCAAUGAAGGAAACAGUGCCUGUCCGCCCACCCUGCGUCUCACUGUGGCGACCUGGCUGUCGCUGCUUUUUGUCCUCUGCCGUGUUUGCGUGGCCUCAGUGCCCUCUCUGGUGCGUCUCCGCUGGGGCCCUCAGUGCUCGGGGCCUGGGGUGCACGGGUGCCGCCCUGGGCAGCUAAUAUGUCAGCCCGGUGCUGGGCCUGAUCGAGGGGCGGAGACACAGCGGCUUCCAGCAUCCAGUGACCUUGUCACCCAGCUCCAUACCUUCUCAUGGUGCUGGCUUUGGUGACAUCACCAGGUCUUUCCAGGUGCGGGGGCUUCUGUUCGACAGGCUACUGCCAGGGAGGACCUGGCGGCCUCCUUGUUCCCCUUUGCCAUUGGAAUGUCCCCUUGCAGUUUUUUUUUUUUUUUUUUUUUUGCUGUCCAGGCUGGAGUGCAGUGGCGCUAUCUUAGGUCACCGCAACCUCUGCUUCCCAGGUUCUAGUGAUUGUCCUGCCUCAGUCUCCUGAGUAACUGGGAUUACAGGCAUGCACCACCACGCCCGGCUACUUUUUUUGUAGUUUUAGUAGAGAAGGGAUUUCUCCAUGUUGGUCAGGCUGGUCUCAAACUCCUGACCUCAGGUCAUCCACCCGCCUUGGCCUCCCAAAGUGCUGGGAUUACAGGCAUGAGCCACUGCGCCUGGCCCCCUUGCAGAUCUCUUUGAUUUGGUUCUAUAGCAGGCUUCUGUGGCAGGACUGGCUUGGGGAGGAGGGAGCCAGCAGCACACUGGGGAGUGGGGUCCCAGCUGGGAGGCUUGGCCUCUGGGCGACUUCAUCCUGUUUUUUUUUUUGGUUUUUUUGUUUUGUUUUGUUUUGUUUUUUGUAAGGUAAAACUCCUGGGCAGCAGAUGUGCAAAGGGAGAAUGCCUGGGCCUGGUGACCCAGGGCUGGAGCUGUCCCAGUAGAACCCUGGGCCGGGAAGGUGUGUGCUGCUCCCUGGCCCCGGAGGGCUGCCCUGCAGCCGGGCCUGCGGAUAGGACAGCCGUGGGGCAGCUCAGUGCCCUCCCCUGAGGCUCACGGUGGCUCUGAGCACAAGCUCUGCCUAGUGGGCACUUGAGGGAGACCCAGCAGUGGAUAGCACGGUCCCCACACCCAGCUCCCUGCACACCCAGGCCAGCCACCCCUCCUGCUCGUGCACACGCACGCACAUGCUCUCACCCAUACACGCUCACACAUGCACGCCCACUCGCACAUGCUCACAUGCUCACAUGCACACGUUCACACAUGCACACACGCUCACACAUGCUCUCACCAUACACGUACAUACUCAAUGCACAUGUUCCCAUGCAUGUGUGUGUACUGGGACCGAGCAUCUCCCACGCACCUCUCCCCACCCCAUGCACCUCUCCCGCCCCACGCACCUCUCCCCGCCCCACGCACACACACACCCUGCACCAACCCCCCGACCAAAGCCCCAGCCUCUGGCCAUCGGUCCUGGUGCCAGAGCUCUGCGUGAAGUUUGGGCCGCAGAGUGGCCCGCUGGGACUUCCAUGUGCUGCCGUCUGAUGUGUUCAGAUGGGCUCACCGUUGGUUCGUUUUUACUGUAUAUUUAUAGUAAUAAAAUCAUGCAGCAA